AUGUCGGAAUCAGCCGGGAAUAAUCGAUUAGCUGAUAAUGGAUGGAUCGAUCCUGAUGUACAACAGAAUCCAUCUUCUACUGGUUUGGGCAAUGAACUUUUCAGUGAACAGCGAAUUAUUGCGUUAGUGGCAAUUAUUGCUCCCGUAUUUCUCCCGUUCAUUCUAAGCUUUGUGAUGAUCUUUUUAUGGUAUAAAUGUGUGGUGAAACGAAUCGAUAAACAGAAGAAAGCAAAGGCAGCAGCUUCGAACAAAUUGCAAUCUCACAAUCGAAGCUCUGAUUUGUUGGCUGAAAGUCAAGAAGUUCAAUUGGGUGAUGCACAUGGAAAA
Messenger RNA from Mesorhabditis belari, 327 nucleotides. Lineage: Eukaryota; Metazoa; Nematoda; Chromadorea; Rhabditida; Rhabditidae. The record is from the annotation of a GenBank genome assembly.